Molecule: messenger RNA, 963 nt
Organism: Vicia villosa (hairy vetch)
Lineage: Eukaryota; Viridiplantae; Streptophyta; Magnoliopsida; Fabales; Fabaceae
Exons: 1
Coding region: 69-749 (226 amino acids)
Source: RefSeq, a predicted model, not a curated record
UGCUUUUAUACCUCACGCAAAGAACAAAAGUGCGUAGUAAAUUAUUUCAUUCCAUUCUUCAGAAAAUAAUGUUUGACGGUGGAGGUAAGCCAUAUCCCGUCGUCUAUUGCGACGGCGAAAGAGACUUCGACCUUGGAAUUCUCAUGGUGGACCCCACUAUGAAUAUCAAGAAUAUUCUCUCCAUCCUCAGUCACAAGAUUGGGAUCUCGCCACACCAGUUUUCUGUUUUCAUAGCCGAUAGAAACAGUAACCAGAAAAUUCCUUUCACCGCUAAGUUAAACCUUGCCACCAUGCUUUGUGACGGCGGCGAUGAUUAUAUAUAUGUUAAGCGGUCUGGACGCUCGAAGAAGUCUCUGAUGAAGAACAGGAACCUAUCCGAGAAACUCAUGCAUCUGCGUCGAGACGGUGUUUUUGACCGUUCACGGUCUGCGUAUGUGGUGGCGCCUUCGCAUUUUGAACGAGGUGAAAUUGAGAGAACUCAGAGAAGGAUGUUGAAUUUAUGCAAGGAAAGGGAGGCGGCGUUCUUGAUGAGUAUGGAAGAUACGGUUGAGGGUUUGAGGAGGGGAGCGCCGGUGGGAAAGGGCGGUGAAAGUGGAUGUGCUGUGUGUAGAGAGUGUUUGAAAGCGGAAGUGGCUGAGACUGAUGCAGAUUUUCAUCUGUGCGUUCUCGAUGAGGUGGUUGUAGGAUUUAGGACAGCGGCAGGACCAAUUUCCCGACCGGUGAGGAAUUCCGGCGAUAAUGGUCAAUGAUUCCUGCAUUGGUCCAUAUAUUGAGGAAUUCCGGCGAUAAUGGUCAAUGAUUCCUGCAUUGGUCCAUAUAUUGAGAUUGAACUAAAUCCAUAUAUUUUUAGGCACAAUAGAAAAUUGACAGUGAGAAAUUGACGUUGUUAAAAAUUUAAUUUGGUUUUUAAUUGUUAUCAUGAGGUACUUGGUUUAAUGGAGGAGAAAGACAAUUAUAUUUUAA